Dicrocoelium dendriticum is the source of this 801-nucleotide messenger RNA. NCBI's taxonomy places the organism in Eukaryota, Metazoa, Platyhelminthes, Trematoda, Plagiorchiida, Dicrocoeliidae. The record is from the annotation of a GenBank genome assembly.
CCGUCACGCACCUGCUGAUUUGAAGAUCCCGUGACAAUCGAUUAAUACCUCUUAUCGGGUUACAUCCACAGUCGUGUAUGCUAGAAGAAUGGAUGCUUUGGCGUAGAAAGAAACAGACCGGUGUGACUGAUGGUGAGCGCGAAGCGGACAUGGGAGGUAUCACACAGCAGGCCACCGGCAACGACUCCGUGGUAGACGGAGAAAAUGCCAGGCCAUCAGCUGAUGGGGCUGACCCCACCACUACUCAAGCGGAAUCUUCGAAAGACGUUACACAAGCUGGCGCUGGAGAAGCCAAUGGUCAGAAGCUCAUGAGUGACGUGCCGUUACAACGCUUUCAACUGAAGCGAUGGAACGCCUGCGUUUACUGGUCAUGGGAUGUAAUGCAUGACACAUGUGUCAUCUGUAGAAAUGCAAUGAUGAGCCCAUGUAUCCACUGUCAGGCCAAAGUGGGAACAAAUCCGUUGGAUGAACUUUGCGCAGUUGCUUGGGGUGUUUGUAACCACGCCUACCACUUGCAUUGUAUCAAACGCUGGUUGGAGACGAGUGCGCAUCCCCGAUGUCCUUUGGAUAACAGUGAAUGGGAAUUUAGCCGUGUUGGACAGUGACAAUGAGUAUCGACAAGAGCUGACGGUUGGACGGCUUGAAUCUGGGAAACAAGGUAAUACACGCAUUCUAUCGGCAAUCGAUGGUUUGACAUGCCGGAAUUCAUCCGAACUUCGUUUCCCUGUGAUGAGGAAUGUUUCAUUUUGUUCAUUUCCGCAUUUGCUAUAUGCCAACAAAUAAAGCUUAUACCAACCUGCA